This is a messenger RNA of Zymoseptoria tritici IPO323, 278 nucleotides long. RefSeq lists its product as uncharacterized. The record is from RefSeq and is a predicted model, not a curated record. The annotation marks the transcript as partial. The transcript has a single exon. Lineage: Eukaryota; Fungi; Ascomycota; Dothideomycetes; Mycosphaerellales; Mycosphaerellaceae.
AACUUCGCGACCCUGAUCCCUCGGAACAUGAACGCCAUCCUGGCGUUCAGCGACGUGUGGGAACAUAUGAGGCAAUGUCCGAUGGAAUACACCCACCACCGCCACUUCCUCGACGUUUCACCGGACCAACGCUCACUCGGCGCCGCCCUCAACGAGCCCGCCGCGGACUCGACGGACGAUACCGAGCUGGACGCCGGAAGCGACCACCACCCGCUGGACCGGCUGGUCUGGACGGGCAAGUUCGUGUUCAACCUUUCUCGACCGCCGGAGAUGCCCCC